Messenger RNA from Cuscuta epithymum, 2360 nucleotides. The record is from the annotation of a GenBank genome assembly. NCBI's taxonomy places the organism in Eukaryota, Viridiplantae, Streptophyta, Magnoliopsida, Solanales, Convolvulaceae.
GUCAGGAAGUCGAAAGCAGAUAACAGAGAAUCUUUGAAGGGCAGUGUAGUCACUGACAAAAACCAAACCUAUGAUUAGUGCGGUGAAGAAGGCUAUGCCAGGGGCAUGACUGUCAUAAAACAACACAAAAGAUUAGUUGAAAACUCUGCCGUCCAUAUAUAAGCAGCAAUUCUUUUUCCAUCAUCAAGGCGCUCGCGGCAAUCUUUUGUGUGGAAGAAGUCGAAAGGGGGUGUCUUUUCUUCUUCUUUGUUUCUCUUCUUUGUAAGUUUGUAAUUACGUAUUCUGUCCAGACAUUUUAUCCCUUUCUGGAUGUAUGGUUCAUAACUCAUAAGGUGAUUAAGGUCUGUGUGUGAUUAAAUUUUGAUUUAGAUCUUUCUGGAUGUAUGGUUCAUAACUCAUAAGGUGAUUAAGGUCUGUGUGUGAUUAAAUUUUGAUUUAGAUCUUUCUGGUGAUUUAGGUUUAUUGGAUCUCGCUUCUCAUUUUUAUCGAGGAAUACCAUAUCUCCAUAAAGCUUCAAACUUCAAUAUUGUAAGACUGAAUGAUAUAAUGGAGUCCAAAGGUGGAAAGAAGUCUAGUAGUAGUAGUAGUAAGACAGUGUUCUAUGAAGCCCCUCUUGGUUAUAGCAUUGAAGACGUCCGACCAAACGGUGGAAUCAAGAAGUUCAGAUCAGCUGCUUAUUCCAACUGCGCCCGGAAACCAUCCUGAUAUUUCUUCACUAGUGUUCUGAUCACGUCUUGAGGCGUGCUGCUACUAAAACUAUUAACUGUUCUAUUACCUAUUAUAUUUUCUCUGUCCCUUUUAAGUAAAACUAAAACCCACAUUUCCAUUCUCCUUUCUCUUUCUGUCGCCUUCUCUUACCCCCUUUUUCGCAAAUCUAUCUUUAUUGAACCUCUUUCUGGCUUAAAAAGAUCCAUUUUUAGAAAUGGCCAUGUCUGUCUCUGCAAUUGGUUUUGAAGGAUAUGAGAAGAGGCUUGAGAUUUCAUUUUUCACGCAUCCUGAAGGAAAAGGCCUUAGAUCCCUUUCCAAAUCCCAGCUAGACGAGUUCCUUGGACCCGCUGAGUGCACAAUAGUUUCUUCACUGUCAAACGAGUUUGUAGACUCUUACGUCCUGUCGGAGUCGAGCCUUUUCAUUUAUCCCGACAAGAUAAUCAUCAAAACCUGUGGGACCACCAAAUUGCUCCUAGCGAUCCCGCCUAUCCUGAAGUUAGCGGGGUCACUCUCUCUUGAAGUACAAUAUGUGAGGUACUCCCGUGGCAGCUUCAUCUUCCCGGAAGCUCAGUCAUACCCUCACCGUUUCUUCUCAGAAGAAGUUGCCAUCCUGGAAGGCUUUUUCGGAAACCUCAGCUCGGGAAGUAAGGCUUACAUCAUGGGAGGCUCCAACAAGCCACAGAAGUGGCACGUUUACUAUGCUUCGGCUUCUUCUACUCCCACUUCCAAGUCCAAGAGCAGCCACCCUGUUUACACCCUGGAAAUGUGCAUGACCGGUUUGGACAGAAAAAAGGCUUCUGUGUUUUAUAAACACGAUGCCAGCUCAGCAGCGAUGAUGACCGUUGAAUCUGGAAUCCGGAAGAUCCUACCUCAGUCCAAUAUAUGUGACUUUGAGUUUGACCCUUGUGGAUACUCCAUGAAUUCUAUUGAAGGAACUGCCCACUCCACAAUCCACGUCACUCCGGAAGAUGGAUUUAGCUAUGCUAGCUUUGAAGCUUCGGGAUAUGACCUCAAAGCUAUGAAUCUCACAGCUUUGGUUAAAAGGGUUUUGGCAUGUUUCAUGCCCAGAGAGUUUUCUAUAGCCAUUUAUGCUGAUGCUCUUCCCGGCAAGGUGCUCGAAACAGUUUGUUCGGUGGACUUGAAUGGUUACUUUCUUGGUGAGAGAUGCAAUGGAGAGUUCGGAAGUGGUAGUUCCAUUGUCUACCAGAAGUUUGUUAGGGAUUAUGCUUACCGUUCAUCCAGGCCUGUGUUGAAAGGAUGCUCCUUGUAAACGAAUUAAGCUGAAGAAGAAGAAGAGGUGGAGUUAUACCUUGGUUGGUUUUCGUGGUACUCUUUUAUGUUGUCUCUGUUUAUAAUAUUAUUUUCUACUUGAACAGUCUUGUUUAUCGUUUGUUUACACUCUGGCUGCUAUAUUUGUUUUGUUUGUUCAAACCCAUGGGCCUAGCCUGUCAAUGGAUCAUGGGCUUGUAUACCUGUUCUGGGCUUCUUGUUGUGACUGAGCAAAUCAAAAGUUUCCCGUGAUGUUGACUGUUACUUUGAUUUGAUGAGCUGAUGUGUAAUUAUUUAUACAUUUACCUCAGUGGACAACGUUUAAAAAAAUGAGUAUAUAAUUAAUAUUUUGAUGGUAAUCAAAUCACAUGUUUCCAAUAGUU